AAAAGGAAGGCAAGAUCAUUCAACUCAUCAAUCACAAGAAAAGACCUCAUGAUCACGUAUCCCGAGAUACUGGAGAUGACUAAUAACUUUGAGAGAGUUCUUGGAAAAGGAGGGUUUGGAACAGUGUAUCAUGGAAACCUGGAUGAUACUCAAGUAGCUGUGAAAGUGCUCUCUAUCUCAUCAGCUCAAGGUUAUAAAGAAUUCAAAGCAGAGGUGGAGCUUCUUUUAAGAGUUCACCAUAGACAUUUGGUGGGACUUGUAGGUUAUUGUGAUGAUGGAGAUAACUUGGCUCUCAUCUAUGAAUACAUGGCAAAUGGAGACCUGCAGGAGAAUAUGUCAGGAAAACGCGGUGGCAAUGUCCUAAGCUGGAAAACUAGAAUGCAAAUAGCUGUAGAGGCAGCUCAAGGAUUGGAGUAUCUACACAAUGGAUGUGAGCCUCCCAUGGUCCACAGAGAUGUGAAAAGUACCAAUAUCUUACUGAAUGAGCGGUAUGUAGCAAAGUUAGCUGACUUUGGGCUCUCAAGAUCUUUCCCAAUAGAUGGUGAAGGCCAUGUGUCUACUGCGGUUGCGGGCACACCUGGAUACCUAGACCCAGAGUACUAUAGAACAAACAUUCUAAGCGCGAAGAGUGACGUAUACAGCUUCGGUAUAGUGCUGUUAGAGAUCAUGACAAACCAGCCUGUGAUAGAUAAAACCAGGGAAAGACCUAACAUCAAUGAAUGGGUUGGGUUCAUGCUCACUAAAGGAGAUAUCAUGAGCAUCAUCGACCCGGAACUGAUGGAGGACUAUGACACAAAUGGUGCGUGGAAGAUUGUAGAGUUGGCUCUGGCUUGUGUGAAUCCGUUUUCGAACCGGAGACCAACAAUGGCACAGGUUGUGGUGGAGCUAAAUGAGUGUGUGUCCUUAGAAAAUGCAAGGAGACAAGGUAGUGAAGAGGUGCAUUCAAUAGAUUAUUUUGGCAUUAGUCUGUCUUCUGCUUCUGAAUUUACCCCUGGAGCUAGAUAAAAUUGGAAAAUCUCCCAGUUGGUACUUGGUGUUUUUUUUUACUGAUAAUAAAACGGCUAAUGUCCGGAUCCGGUGGCUGCGGUCCUGAGGCAGUAUCUGUCAGCUUGAACG
This is a messenger RNA of Eruca vesicaria subsp. sativa (arugula), 1116 nucleotides long. Lineage: Eukaryota; Viridiplantae; Streptophyta; Magnoliopsida; Brassicales; Brassicaceae. The record is from the annotation of a GenBank genome assembly.